AUGAUUCAAUGGAAACUCUCGUCGCGACGCAACAUUGACCAGAGCCCUGUUGAAGUGAUCAAGGUCGUGCGAGGUGCAAAAAAAACUUUAAUAAUCAUCAAACGAAUCAUUGAUUCCGUUGAGAUUCUCGUGCUUGACAAGACAAUUGUAAAGGCUCGAAACUCGACGAUUGUGAAAUUUCAAUUAGCACAUCUCGAUGUGGUCACUGUUCACAUGGGGGCUCCAGUUCAAGAAGAGUGGAGCGAAUCACAAACAAAAAAACAAACAUCUCAUUAUAAUUUACAAGAAUGUUAA
Molecule: messenger RNA, 294 nt
Organism: Clunio marinus
Lineage: Eukaryota; Metazoa; Arthropoda; Insecta; Diptera; Chironomidae
Source: the annotation of a GenBank genome assembly